AUGCAAGCCCUUGUUCUGUCCUUGUUGACAGCGACCUCUAUGGUCCACGCGCAUGACUGGCGCGGAGAAAACUGGGACCAGGCGUAUGCUCAAGCACGCCAGGCGCUGCAGAAACUGAACCUGACCGAAAAGGUGGGUAUCGCGACUGGUGUCAAGUGGAUGGGCGGCCCCUGUGUGGGUAAUACCUACGAGGCCAGCGUCAUCGACUAUCCAUCCCUGUGUCUGCAGGACUCGCCUCUAGGCAUCCGUUUUGCCAAUCCCGUCACGGCAUUUCCGGCGGGCAUCAAUGCCGGAGCGACCUGGGAUCGGGACUUGAUACGCGCUCGCGGUGCGGCCAUGGGUGCGGAGGCCAAAGGCCUCGGAGUGCACGUCCAGCUGGGUCCGGUGGCCGGGCCUUUAGGCAAGAUCCCCAGCGGUGGUCGUCUCUGGGAGGGCUUCUCCGUGGAUCCCUACCUUAGCGGCGUCGCGAUGGAGCGGACCAUCACCGGCAUGCAGGCGUCUGGUGUGCAAGCAUGCGCCAAGCACUGGAUUGGGAAUGAGCAAGAGCACAAUCGUGACACCAUCAGCUCUGAUAUCCCUGACCGCGCGGCACACGAGCUAUAUGUCUGGCCGUUUAUGGAUGCAGUGCGGGCGAAUGUGGCCUCGGUGAUGUGCUCGUACAAUAAGGUCAACGGCUCCUGGGCGUGCGAGAGUGAUGCUGUCCUGAACAAGCUGAUGAAGACCGAGCUAGGCUUUCGUGGGUAUAUUAUGAGCGACUGGAACGCCCAGCAUACUACUAUCAAUAGCGCACUUGCGGGAUUAGAUAUGACUAUGCCUGGGAGCGAUUUUAGCAAUCCCCCCGGUAGUGUCUUCUGGGGACCUACCUUGGUAGCCGCUGUGACGAAUGGUUCAGUGCCAGAAUCACGCGUGGAUGAUAUGGUGACCCGGAUUUUGGCCGCAUGGUAUCUGGUCGGUCAAAACGAGGGCUAUCCACCUGUCGCCUUCAGCUCGUGGGACGGUGGGAAGGCCAACGUUAACGUGACGGACAACCAUGCGGCAGUGGCCUAUGCAGUUGCACGCGACUCUAUUGUUCUACUUAAAAACGAUGAUCGUGCUCUUCCCCUUCGUCGCCAGAAGAGCCUUGCUAUCAUCGGACAGGAUGCAAUCGUGGGUCCAGCGGGACCGAACGGAUGCUCUGACCGUGGCUGUAACAAUGGGACUUUGGCUAUGGGCUGGGGCAGUGGCACCGCUCAAUUUCCGCAACAGGCAAAAGCGGACGGCACUAAGAUUGUCUCCAGUACCACUGAUGACACCACUGCAGCAGCUUCAGCCGCCGCUGCGGCAGAGACAGCCAUUGUUUUCGUCAACUCCGACUCCGGCGAAGGGUACAUCACGGUCGAAGGCAACGCAGGUGACCGCAACAACCUCGAUCCGUGGCACAACGGGAACGAGCUGGUGAAGGCCGUAGCAGCCGUCAACAAGAACGUCAUUGUCGUCGUGCACAGCGUGGGCCCCGUCAUCCUGGAGACGAUUCUGGCACAGUCCAACGUGAAAGCCAUAGUCUGGGCCGGUCUUCCUGGCCAGGAAAGCGGCAACGCCCUGGUAGACAUCCUCUACGGUCAUACCGCCCCGAACGGCAAGCUGCCCUACACCAUCGCCAAGCAGCAAAGCGACUACGGCGCCUGGUGGACCUCUGGCCAGGUCGACACCUUCUCCGAAGGCCUGUUCGUCGACUACCGUCACUUCGACCAGAAGGGCAUCACGCCCCGGUACGAAUUCGGCUAUGGCCUCUCCUACACCACUUUUGAGUAUUCCAACUUUCACGCAAACGUCUUUGCGGUACCGGGACCGUCAGGUGGACAAGUCGUUCCCGGUGGGCCCGCCGAACUCUUUCAGCCGGUUGGGAUUGUCACCGCCAUGGUGCGCAAUACUGGACGUGUUGCCGGCGCAGAAGUGGCACAGUUGUACCUGGGACUGCCUAACUCGGCGCCGACAAGCCCGCCCAAGCAACUGCGAGGGUUCCAAAAGGUGGAUUUGAGGCCGGGGCAGUGGGCUCAGGUGGCUUUCUCCCUUACGCGCCGUGACCUCAGCUACUGGGACACUGCGACUCAGAAGUGGGUGCUUCCCAGCGGAAGGUUCUCUGUGUACGUAGGCAGCUCCAGCCGGGAUAUUCGGCAACAGGGCAGUUUUACUAUCCGCGGAGGAUGGUGA
Molecule: messenger RNA, 2190 nt
Organism: Aspergillus terreus NIH2624
Lineage: Eukaryota; Fungi; Ascomycota; Eurotiomycetes; Eurotiales; Aspergillaceae
Product: beta-glucosidase
Exons: 4
Coding region: 1-2190 (729 amino acids)
Biological process (GO): glucan catabolic process
Molecular function (GO): beta-glucosidase activity
Source: RefSeq, a predicted model, not a curated record